GUUAAAAGAAGAUUAACACAUCCAUUUUUACUCCGCCUCAAAUCCUUUUCUUACGUAAAAGUUUGAAAAUACCAUCUCCUUAUUGAAAAUCUACACUGGAACUCUGAGCAUUCUAGAAGCAGAGGGGUGAUGGAAGUAUUCCAUAAUUCCAUAAGUAUUCCAUAAUUCCAUCACUCUAUAUAUUGGUGUCAUUACUUGUCAAACCUCCACAAGAGACAGACUCAAAGCAAACCAACCUGCAUGAGAACACACAGAGAAAAAACAUGAUGUCAAGACAACAAAGUCAACUCCAAAAUGAAAUGGAGAUUGUUAAGAGUUUCAGGAAACUGACCCCAGAGGAGAGAAGGAAAGAGCUCAGAAGAGACAUAUUUACAGAGUUGAGGAACAUGGAGAUGGAGCGCAGAGAUAGAGCUGCUCUCUCAGCGCUUCAGAGGCACAUGAGGGAAAAAGAGGAAAAAGACAAAGAAAUUGAAAGAUUGCAAAGUCAGAAAAAGAGAUAUGAGGAGGAGAGGAGGAGGCAGGAGGCCAAACAGAGGGAGGAGGAGAAGAAGAGGGCGAAUGAGCAAAGGGCCCUUGAGAAACAAAAGCAGGAGCAACUGAAGAAAGCGAGGCUCGAGUGGAAGAAGGUGAUGAUGGUGGACGUGGAGCCGAUCACAACGCCCAGAUUCACUCCGAGCGAUCUGAAAAAGGAGCGGAGGAGGUGUGGAAAGGCUGAGCGAAGAGUGGAAGAUGAAGCCAGCUUUAAGAGCCUGACCUCGGAGCUGAAGGGCCAGGAGCAGAGUAAAAGAAAAACCCUGUCCAACAACUGGGUUGGAGAGCCAAUUGACACGAACAGGAGCUCCACCCAAACGGCUCCAACCAUCUCCACUGAAAUAAUAAGCCUUGAGUCUGAAACCAACACCAAGAUCCAGGAGGAGACGUUGGAGGGUUGGCGCUCAAGCCAUUUGUCUGAGCAGUUUGACUGCUAUACUGACCUGUCCAGAAUCAGCAUCCUCAAAGAAUACAUCUUCUGAAUGUACUGUAAACAGAGGGAUUUUAUUAAUGUUCUUCUGAUAAAUA
This is a messenger RNA of Perca flavescens (yellow perch), 1059 nucleotides long. RefSeq lists its product as uncharacterized. Lineage: Eukaryota; Metazoa; Chordata; Actinopteri; Perciformes; Percidae. The transcript has 2 exons. The coding region runs from base 264 to 1013 and encodes 249 amino acids. The record is from RefSeq and is a predicted model, not a curated record.